Molecule: messenger RNA, 1569 nt
Organism: Colletotrichum lupini
Lineage: Eukaryota; Fungi; Ascomycota; Sordariomycetes; Glomerellales; Glomerellaceae
Product: Mob1/phocein family protein
Exons: 7
Coding region: 1-1569 (522 amino acids)
Biological process (GO): positive regulation of protein phosphorylation; signal transduction; cell division
Cellular component (GO): nucleus; cytoplasm
Molecular function (GO): protein kinase activator activity
Source: RefSeq, a predicted model, not a curated record
AUGAGCCUACUUGCCAGGAGCCACGACACUUCAAAAAUCAAAAACAAGCCUGAACUCUUUUCCUUCCAAGAAAUCUCAUCAAACACAAACACUCGUCAAACAACCACACUCCCAAAACAUCUUCUCAGAACACCAGCUCUGCCUUGUGGCCUAGUUGGCACAGCAAGAAACAACAUGGCUGGUGCAAACCCUUAUGGCCUGGUUCCCUCGGGUACCUGGUCUGGUGGUUGGGUUCAUUAUCCUGCUGGACAUUUUUCUAUGCUUUGCAGUGCUUCUAUCAGUCGUGAGAUACCAUCGACUAAUCAGACUCCGAUGAAUAGCAACGCCCGCUUCCGGGGCCAAGCCGCCAAACCGCCGGGCUCGAACAAGUCUCCAACGUCCUCAACCGCUGGUCAGCCUACGUCACCGACCGUUUCUCAGGGAAGCCAGUCAUCCACCAACUUGGCUCCGAAAGUCCCGCCUCUGCCCAACUCUCCUUCGCUCGCCCACUCCAUUGGCAUGGACGACCAGGGUGGCUUGUCCGACGGCGACGGCCUUCUCGGCUCCUACCAUCUGCCACGGCCUAUGCCCAUCUGGCUGAACUCCAACUAUGGCAAGCAUAUCGUCAAGGGCAACUUUAUGACUCUGAGUGCGAGACCCAAGACGGUCGAACAGGGCGAGUGGAUCGCGCAUCAAGUGGUUGAGCACUACCGCAACCUCUGGAACUUCGUUCGUGUUCUCCACGAGAAGGAGGAAGAUGGCUCGACGAUCUGCAACGGCACUACGUGUCCCAGGAUGUCCGCCGGAGCCCGUCGGGAACCUGUCGAGCUUCCUGCCGCCGAAUACAUGACUCUUAUGCAGAGAUGGAUCUCAGGCAAGAUUGACGACACCAACAUCUUCCCGACCGACCCCUCGGGCGUCUCGUAUGCGCACAACGCAAACAUCACCACCACGCCCCUCUCACAGCUCACAAACCCUGGUGAGCCCGACUGGAUCGGCAAGCGAUCAGGUUUCCCGCAGAAUUUCAUUGACGUCUGCCAAACCAUCUUCCGCCAGAUGUUCCGCGUCUACUCUCACCUCUACUGGGCUCAUUUCACAGAGCCUUUCUACCACCUCAACCUCGAGAAGUCCCUCAACAGUUGCUUCAGCCACUUCAUCCUCACCGCCACUGCUCUCGACAUGCUCAAGCCUCAUGAGCUCGAGCCCAUGCAGCCGCUAAUCGACCUUUGGGCUGCCAACGGCACCUUUCCACCCGAGUCCAAGGCUUACGAGUAUGCCAAUCUCCGCGCUGGCGAGCGCCUGAUGCAACUUGCCGGCAUGAUGGCCGGCUUCACUCCAACGCUCUUACCACCGGAAUCUUUGCUCGUCAAGGCUGGAAAAGAAGCAAAUGGGGCCUCCAGAGCCAAACACGACAACAAUAAGGAAACGCAUUUUUCACACGUACGCACGCAUUGCAUUUGCAGCAGUCCCGGGGAGAAAAGAGAAAGAAACGGGCUGCAUGUUGGAGUUUUCGGAUUUGCUAUGAGGCCAGGCAAGGUCUUGAGACACCCCAAGGAUACUUGCCUGCUUUGCUCCAUUGAGCCUGACUGA